AUGCGAUUUGUGAAUCGUAAGGGUGUGUAUGUGUUGGAGCAACUUGGAGCGACUGUCAAACCAGGUGCCAGAGAGACAAGUUCGAUGUACCGUCGCCAGUUUAGCAACUUAAAUAAUCAACCCCAUUUCAAACUUUCUUCAAACAAACAGAAUGGAUAUGCUGGACUUGAGAUGACCUCCAAGAUGGCAACCGUUCGAAAGAACAAGGAAGGAUUCACUCCAAGACAAGUCAAGGCUGUGAUGGAAGCGAGAAGACACUUUAAGGCGGCUAUCCAGUCUCCAUCUAUAGCGUACUGUGAUGCCCUCUUCCGGAACAUUCUUCUCACCACAGGGUUUGUUCCUCUUCAAUGGCAAAAUCUGAUGAACUUUGCCAUUGAAAAGAAGCCAGGAGACUUCCGCCUAUCUAAAAUGCGCACCAUCCAGCUGAUGAAUUCCGAGGCCCAGGCAAACAAUAAGAAGGCGGGCCGUGCAGCCAUGCAAUUUGCCAAAGCGCACUCCUUGAUACCCGACGGGCAAUGCGGCUCACGCAAAAGUCAUCAAGCAAUUGACCUGGCCUUGUCUAAACGAUUAGUGUGGGAUCUACUGAUAUUUCAACGCCGCGAAGCGGGGUGGAUCUCGAAUGAUGCCAAGUCCUGCUUUGACCAUGUUGUCCACUGGGUGGCCAUCGUCACAAUGUUGCGGUUUGGCUUGACAUGGCGUGUCCUAUCAUCGAUGUUCAACAUGCUCUCCUCCGCUACCCACCAUGUUUGCACAGGUUUUGGUGACUCCAAGAGAAGCUUUUGCCCUCCGUCAGCGGUGCCACUCCAAGGUUGUGGGCAAGGGAAUGGUGCCGGACCCCCCAUUUAG
Cylindrotheca closterium is the source of this 846-nucleotide messenger RNA. The record is from the annotation of a GenBank genome assembly. Lineage: Eukaryota; Bacillariophyta; Bacillariophyceae; Bacillariales; Bacillariaceae.